Emys orbicularis (European pond turtle) is the source of this 1171-nucleotide messenger RNA. RefSeq names its product fission, mitochondrial 1 (gene FIS1). Gene Ontology annotation, biological process: mitochondrial fission; peroxisome fission; autophagy of mitochondrion. Gene Ontology annotation, cellular component: mitochondrial outer membrane; peroxisomal membrane. Gene Ontology annotation, molecular function: protein binding. The record is from RefSeq and is a predicted model, not a curated record. NCBI's taxonomy places the organism in Eukaryota, Metazoa, Chordata, Testudines, Emydidae.
GGGGCGGUGGCUUCCGGGGGUGGGGACGCGAUGGAGUCGGUGCUGAGCGAAGUGGUGGCGGUGGAGGAUCUGCUGGCAUUUUUUCCCCCUUACCUGAGCAUUCACGCUGUGAUGGGACUCGGGGUUGUGCAUGUCUCGUCUUCACGGGUGUGGGGGAAGCCACCAGCCGAGUCGCCCGUCCGCCAUGGCUUGUCUGACGCCUGCAGCCCCUCUUUGGUUGGGGAGAAGAUGGCACCUCUUGUGCGGUUCGAGAAGAAGUACAAGGCGGAGCUGAGCGGGGGCACGGUCUCCAAGGGGACGCAGUUCGAAUACGCCUGGUGCCUGGUGCGCAGCAAAUACACCGACGACAUCAAAAAGGGCAUCGUGCUGCUGGAGGAGCUGGUGCCCAAAGGCUGCAAGGAAGAACAACGCGACUACGUCUUCUACCUGGCCGUGGCCAAUUACCGGCUGAAGGAGUACGAGCAGGCCCUGAAGUACAUCCGGGGGCUGCUGAAGACUGAGCCCAAGAACACGCAGGCACUGGAGCUGAAAAAGCUCAUCGACAAGGCCAUGCAGAAAGACGGCCUGGUCGGCAUGGCGAUCGUCGGCGGCAUGGCCCUGGGCGUGGCCGGCCUGGCUGGUCUCAUCGGAUUGGCCAUCUCCAAGUCAAAAUCGUAACCCUCCGGUGCAUCCCGCCCUUGCCCCUGUUCUCCCUCCCGCCAGGCCUGGGAGCCCACGCGCUAACUCCACUCAGAGUCACUAAUCGUCCCCCUCCCUGCCCUGGGACCCCCCCCACGCUCUCGGGUGGCUAAUCAGUGCAAUAGGGGUUCGGACACAUGGGAAGAAGGGUUGGGGGGGGGGGGGGGCGAUCGGCCGGCUUCCCCUUUCCCAGGCAGCAGCGGGAGAUGGCUGGGGAGCCUGGAGCGGAGACGUCUCCAGCCGCGCACGGGAGCGGGCGGUGGUUCUCCUGCAGGGGGCCGGGGCAGGGUCUGAAGUCCGGCCACCAGUCUCCUCCGUUUCGGGCCCCGCUGUGCCAGGAUUCCCCCGCCCCGCGCCCCUGCGGGCUGGGCGGGAACAGAGGGGCCGUCCCGGCUGCAGGCUUUGCCGGCUGGGCCCCAGGGCAGAUCUUCCUUUCCUGUCCCUGCUCUAACCGCUGCCUUCGCACUGUAAAUAAAGGUUGGUUUUGAUUUGA